This is a messenger RNA of Cornus florida, 2309 nucleotides long. RefSeq names its product protein IQ-DOMAIN 31-like. Gene Ontology annotation, molecular function: protein binding. The coding region runs from base 283 to 1995 and encodes 570 amino acids. NCBI's taxonomy places the organism in Eukaryota, Viridiplantae, Streptophyta, Magnoliopsida, Cornales, Cornaceae. The record is from RefSeq and is a predicted model, not a curated record. The transcript has 8 exons.
CAACUCUCCACUUUACUACUAUUAAAAGCCCAGUGACAGAAUAAAUGCGUAGCUAUAUACAUAUACAUACACUAAUAUACAUACAUAAAUAUAUAUAUAUAUAUAUAGUGUAUAUACAUACUUAUAGAGAGAGAAUCUAACCAUGGAUGAUGGGUCCAUCUCCAUCACUGCAUCAUAACUUCUAAUUUCAGAAAUAGUAAUUCUGGAGUCUCAACACUGUUUAUUGCUCUGUUAUGUAGCAGAUCUGAGGUUCCACUGUCUCUGAAAGGCAACCUUUCAGCAAUGGGGAAAUCUCCUGGGAAAUGGAUGAAGACUGUUCUUUUCAGGAAGAAGAAAUCAUCGAAAACUAGUUUUUCGAAAGAUGCUACAAUUGAGAAAAAGGUAUCUGUAUUUGCUAAGGCACCAUCAGAAUAUUUGUCUGCCGAUCCUCCUGUGAUCUCGGAUCUGCCACCUCAGACCACUGAUAGAGGUGGAGAAAACACACAGUUCGAUAAUGGUACAACUACCAUGGGGUUGAAUUCAGAAAACAAUGCUGAGACGGCGAGGCAAGAGAAAGCUGCAACAAAGGCACAGGCUGCUUUUAGGGGUUACUUGGCUCGGCGUGCAUUUCGGGCCCUCAAGGGCAUCAUAAGGCUGCAAGCACUUGUUCGUGGGCACUUGGUUAGGAGACAAGCUGUUGCAACUUUGCAUUGCAUGAAAGCAAUUAUUCACUUUCAGGCUCUGGUUCGUGGUCAAAGGGUACGGUUUUCUGAUGCUGGGCGUGAAGUGCUUAAAAAUCGCAAUCUGAGAGAAUUUCUGGAUGCUAAGCGGUUGGAAUUAUUUGGAGUAACUACAUUUCUGAGGCCAGAGAAGUUAUCUACAAAUGCAUUUGUGACCAAGCUUCUUGCUUCAUCGUACACUACGAUGCCCCUGAGCCUCCAGUAUGAUCCGGUUGAACCAAAUUCAGUUUGGAGCUGGCUAGAACGUUGGUCAUCAUCCCGCUUUUGGGAACCACUUGCACAACCAAAUAACUCGCAAAGAAAUCAGGCUGAUAUCAAAACACUAGAAUCAGAAAAAGGAAGGCCAAAAAAAGGUGUUGGGAAGUUUUCUAGACUAAACGGUGACAAUGGUUCAUUGCACUCCUUCACUGAACAUGAAAAACCAAGACGUAACCUGCGGAAAACUCUGAACCAUCAAGCAGAACCAGUGCAAGAGAAUCCUCAAAAUGAACUUGAAAGGGUAAAGCGCAAUUUAAGAAAAAUUUCAGCAACCACCAAAGAGGCUUUUGAAAAAUCUGAAGUUAUAAAAGAGAAGCCACGUCGCAGUCCAAGUAAAUUGUCAAGCUCUCCCGCUGCAAAUGUUUUGGAGCAGAGGAUGGAUGAUUCUUCUGAGAAAAAGAGUCCAAAAAAAGUGUCAAGCUCUCCUGCUCCAGAUGUUUCCGAGCAGAGGGCGGAUGAUUCUUCCAAGAAAAUGAUUGAUUUAGCUGUCACACUGUCCGAACUGCCUGUCAUAGAAACAUCUCCAAAGGCACUGGCAGUGGAUGAAGGAACUGACAUGCUGUAUGACUAUCAUCCUGCCGUUGAUAUGCAUCAUUUAGAAAAUGGAGGGCAUGUUGAGAAAAAUCCCGCGGUUACUGAGGAAUUAAGCUCCAAGGAAGAUCAAGCCAGCAAGGAGAAUCAGAGAACCAGGAGGAGAUCUUUCCCUGCAAAACAGGAAUAUUCGGAGAAUGUCUCACAGAACACUCCAGCCGUGCCAAGCUACAUGGCAGCAACGAAAUCGGCAAAGGCAAAACUUAGAACACAAGGAUCUCCAGGGUUUGAUCAGGAUGGGGCAGAAAAUGUUUAUGCAAGGCGUCAUUCUGCGCCAUCCUCCACUAAUGGCAAAUCGGGCAUGCUGUCUCCUCGAGUGCAGAGGGUGGUAAAAGAAAUUGGCAGAGGGGGAAAUAGAAUGGACAAAUCACUGUCGUCUUCUAGAGAUGGUAAAGAGAAGGUGCUCCAGCCGGGGUGGAGAAGGUGAAAGAUGACUUCUUGGCAGCAGCUCUUCGUCAGUUCUCAUUCCGCAAAUUAAUUCUGUUCUAAAAUAUGGAAUGGAACUCCAAAAAUAAUAGUUGUUUUAAUGUACCCACUGUCUUUCUCAUGUUUUUACACUUUUUUACAGUAUGUUCAUCACCUGCAGUGUGUGUUGGUUCUAGUUAACAUCAUUCAUGUGGCUUAUUCUUUAUUGUUCUGUUUGUCUGUAGAGAGCAUUGUAAGAUGUGUGAAAGCUUGAACAUGGUUGAUAAACAGUAUAACAUUAGAAGCUGCAAAUUGUUGUUUUCACCUUUUCCUAAA